CCUUUCAGUUCAAUCAAGGGGUCGAAAAAGGGAACCUCGUGUGAAAACGACAAGACAAACGACGGGCCAUCUGCCCACUAACAUAAUUAGAUCAUGACUGAAGCCGGGGCCAUUUUCUAGUUUAUCGAAACCUGACCCUCUUUUUUAUUGUCUCUUGUCGCCGUCUUCGUUCGUUCCCUUUCUGCGGUUGUUGUCUCAGAAAAGUCAAGACAGGUUCUUGAACCCUUUUGUUAUUUACUUUGCAUAUCUUGUUCCUUCUCUACUAAUAAUGACCGAGAUGGUACAAGUUUUCAUGUUGAGCGUGUAGUUUUUAUAUCGUAUGUUCUUUUUUAUGUUCUCCCGUGGACUUUGUUGAAAAUUCACGAUAGCGCCGCCUUAGUCGCUUGUACCUGAGUCGUAACGGAUCUAUAUACUGCCUCGGGUGCCCCCGUCGAAAUAUGAACAUGAACCGUUCUGACAUGGAGAGGCUUCGUGCUGAUCUCAUACAACGAUCAAGGAUGGAGCGAGGUGGUAGUCCAAAUGGAGGCGAUGUCGACCUCGACGUCAAUGUUGAUGUCGAAGCUCAACACAGUAUACAAGAACCUCGUUCGAGUCCUGCGCCCCUAUCACGGCUGUUGAGUCGGAGAGAGCCUGCUUCAAUGACGGGACAAGCUCAGCUCGCCGAAAUCGAGAGCGUCAAGUCUCAAGACUCCAAUACGAAUCGACCUGCUGGUUCUCGAAGAUUUGCCGUACCAGGGUUCCUGCGAAUAUGGGGACGUAACAACACCACACCACAAUCCGACGAUAUUCGCAAUGCUACAGCUUCUCCCGCACCGCUUCUACCCAUCGCUGAACCUCUAUCGCCGACGAGACCCGAACCUGUGGCUACACCCUCAGAAUCGCAUCGAUCGCGACGUCAAAGACGACAACGAACCCCCCCUCAAGAUCCAUUGGAAGCGCAUCUCUCUGAGAUUCUGGGUGGAUCAACUAUUAGACGGCAUCGAAGACGGAGGGAAUAUCAUGAAAGAGAACGCGAUCGCCAUAGAUCGCGAAGAAGUCACCAGCGUCAUCCCAAGUUCUUCCUGGGCUGUAUACCAUGGGUUCGAUCGAGGCGCAUGAGAGCACAGAUCCUGAGGUGUUUGACUUCGGGUCUGUUUCUUAUAAUUCUCGUCACUGUCUGUAAGUCACGACCCAAUUGCGCUGUAGGCUUAAAAACUGCGAUACUGAUCAGUAAUAGACCUCGCCCUCUCCAUGACACACAAGGUCAACACGCGCGAAAUGAACAUCAUGCUCAUUCUUGUCGUCUUGUUCGCCGCCGCCUUCUUCUUCCACGGUCUUAUUAGACUGUGUCUCCUAAUAAUAAAGAGUAAUCGCGAAGCCGCUGAGCGGGCAAAUCGACCUCCUCGAUAUCGUGCGCCUCGAUAUGCCGUACCUCCUGUUCCCAUUCCUGUCGUUCUUGCGCAGGAUGAGGAAGCUGUGGGUAUGGAGAGUGAAGCGACAAAGACACAACCACCAGCCUAUGGGCGAUGGCGCGAGACAGUGCGAGUUGAUCCAGAUCGUUUGUUCUGGCAGCGCAAUGAGGCCGUGGACCUUUCUCAAAUAAGACCUAAUACUCGAGCUGGUCCCAGGCCACCGUCGUAUGUGUCUGAGGAUGGUAUAUCAUAUGUAGUCGAGGCACAACCUCGAUCAACAGCACCAACAACUGAAGUGCCACUACCAACACAUCCAUCAGAGCUUGGUAGAGUGGCUAGGGUACCAACCGAGUAGGAGUCAUUAAGGGACAAUUUCACAGCGCAUAAUAGCGAGCAAUAUGCAUGGUUUAUAUGAAAGCGAAAACACAUUUGAAGACCUAGAGCCUCUCAGAGGCAUUGUUAAAUUCAGCGUACAUGAGUAUCUGCAGUAUUGAUAUCACAUAUUAGCGUAGUUUUACAUAGUAUUGCCGUUGAGAGGAAAUUAGAGGUUUAGCCUAUGAGAUACCGGAUAGGAAAAGCAAUAUUACAGACUUGUCCUUAGCUGAAGUUGCUUGUGCUGGUCUAUUGGUAAUUAGAGACCCAGUCGCAGUGAUACUCAACAGGUGGUGGUAGCUCAAUCUUGCGAUCAGGUUAUCCCUCUCGUUUGAGCAGGGAGUAAUUAUCUCGCGGCGAGUCUCGGAAGAAGCGUGGAGUUGACAUGGCCAGGGUUUGACAUCACGCGGUUAUAUCCCCUGCCAACUGCAGCUGCGCCAGGAAAUCAGAACUUCCCAAAAGAAGGGUUCAGCCAAAUUUCAGCUUUGAACAAAGACUGUAUUAGAGAUGACAUUCUUUUGAAG
Fusarium odoratissimum NRRL 54006 is the source of this 2287-nucleotide messenger RNA. RefSeq lists its product as uncharacterized. The record is from RefSeq and is a predicted model, not a curated record. Lineage: Eukaryota; Fungi; Ascomycota; Sordariomycetes; Hypocreales; Nectriaceae. The transcript is spliced from 2 exons. The coding region runs from base 438 to 1322 and encodes 294 amino acids.